Messenger RNA from Ornithorhynchus anatinus (platypus), 1062 nucleotides. RefSeq names its product all-trans retinoic acid induced differentiation factor (gene ATRAID). Gene Ontology annotation, biological process: positive regulation of osteoblast differentiation. The record is from RefSeq and is a predicted model, not a curated record. Gene Ontology annotation, cellular component: intracellular membrane-bounded organelle. Bases 1 to 804 code for a protein of 267 amino acids. NCBI's taxonomy places the organism in Eukaryota, Metazoa, Chordata, Mammalia, Monotremata, Ornithorhynchidae. The transcript is spliced from 7 exons.
AUGGGGGGACCGGACCAUUUUCUCCGGGGGGGGGGGAAGUCUCGCCGGCUGCGGAACUCUCGCGAGAGGACCCGCCACGUGACAGGGGCCGUGGGCGGCCCUCGAGGAGAAGCCGGAAAAUGGCGGGUGCAGGGGGGGGGGAGGGGCAGCUGGGGCCUGCACCUGCUCCUGCUCUGCAUCCUCAGCCUGGGACGGGCCCUGGAGCCACCCGAGGUGUGUUCGGAGUGUCCCGGGAGCCUGCAGAACAGCUCGGAGAUCGCCCGUUACUGCGAUGAGCGGCCGGGGCUGGAGUUGCGGAAACGCUGCUGCCUGACCCAGCGGGGCGUCGUCGUGGGGUUGGAUCUUCAGAACUGCUCCCUGGAGCAUUUGGUCCGCCACUUCCCUCAGGCUCGCACUGCGGUGGUCCUGGACCUGCAGGGAAACCCGCUCCAGGAAUUGUUGGCUUCCUCCUUCCGUGGCUUCACCCAGCUCCAGACCCUGCUGCUGCCUCGUUCCGUGGACUGCCCUGGGGGAAGCACCUCCUGGGACAACAUCACCCGGUCGGGUGGCGGCCAAAUCUGCCAGAGGCCCAAGGACGCCUGCGGUGGCACCAUGAAGUCCGCUGUGGUUUGCCCUGAGAAUUCGCACUGCGCCCCCGACGGACCGAGCCUCUUCCAGUGUCUCUGUGCCGACGGCUUCCGCGGUUACAAGUGCCUGCGCCGGGGCUCCUUCCCACUACCUCUGUUCUUCGGAAUCCUGGGAACUGCCACGUUUUCCAUCUCCAUUUUGCUGUGGGGGACGCAGCGCCGAAAGGUCAAGAUCUGACCCCCGGGGCCGCUCCUGGCUUAGCCCCCGACCGGCCACUGACCCGGGGAACCGGGACCCGCCGCCUCCUCGGGAAGAUCCCCCUCGGGGGAUGGAGGAAGGACAGGUAGAUGGUGGCAGUAACUUAGGGGAUGGGGAAAGGAGGCUGCAGGCAGCUCCCCCGGUCUCCAGCAAAGGAUGGAAAGCGCGACUCGGUUUUCUAGUGUUCGGAACUCGUCGGUCCGUUUCUAAUAAACGCUAUUUUAGGGGAAGGUGGCA